GCGGGAUCUCAUCGCGUGUUAGUAUUCUUAUCGUUUCUGGGUUGUACAGAUUACACGGAAAUUUUGUUAUCGUUGUCAUAAUAGCUUCAAUAUGCGUCGAAUUCUCCUCACCUCUGGUCAGGUGUCUAUGCUGGCCACAGCCACUAUGAUCCUUCUCUGCACAAGUGCUCUAUUUCUGAGCGGCUACGCGAUCCAGCAGCGUACUCUACGAGACCUUCGAGCAGCGAUUCGGCCCCGCCAAUCGCCGAAAGCGCAUCUGCCCGAAGAAUUCAGAGGCGCACUCGCGGACAUUGAAGAGAGCGGAUUGAUCGUUUUGGAAACUGAAGGCCAGAGAUGGUCUAGGGAAGCUCGCGAAUUGGGGUCUCUGGGUCAGGCUCGGGUAUCGGAUGCAGAGAUUCAGGUCGAAGAGACACCGGUAGAGUCUAAGCCUGAGGCUGAGCCCAAGGCGGAGCAGAAAGAGGAGGAACACAAAGAAGCUUCAGCUGCCGUGCCUGCUGGAGAACCUACACAGAAGCAGCUUGAGAUGCUGGAAAAGAUUCAACAGAGCGUGGCUGAUAAGGCGUGGGCUGUCGAGAACCCUGACCCGCUGUCUAAGAACAAGGCUCCGAUAUCAGCCGCACAGCGCAGAAAGAUGAUCAAGGAUGAGAUUUUGAGAUUGGCGCAGUCUGAAAAGCCCAUCUACUACCAGAGGCGACUGUGGUAGGCUGUUAAUAGUGUUGGACUGAAACGACUUUUUUGCGAAUAUUUUCUUAACGAUUUGGGAUUGGGAUUUAUGAAUUUAUAUGGAGUCAUGAUAUGGGGGUAUACGAACAUGGAGGAACAGUCUAUACACGAAUUGGAUAUAGUGUACAUCUUUUGGAAAUGAAACAAACAUUUUACAGAUCAA
This is a messenger RNA of Trichoderma atroviride IMI 206040, 886 nucleotides long. RefSeq lists its product as uncharacterized. Lineage: Eukaryota; Fungi; Ascomycota; Sordariomycetes; Hypocreales; Hypocreaceae. The record is from RefSeq and is a predicted model, not a curated record.